Centropristis striata (black sea bass) is the source of this 3183-nucleotide messenger RNA. RefSeq names its product sodium-dependent neutral amino acid transporter B(0)AT1-like. The transcript is spliced from 12 exons. The record is from RefSeq and is a predicted model, not a curated record. Gene Ontology annotation, biological process: sodium ion transmembrane transport. Gene Ontology annotation, cellular component: membrane. The coding region runs from base 323 to 2230 and encodes 635 amino acids. NCBI's taxonomy places the organism in Eukaryota, Metazoa, Chordata, Actinopteri, Perciformes, Serranidae.
CAAGAAGGCUUCACCUCUUUCCCUUCAACCCUGCUGACAUUACAUAAUGCAACACAGACUAUAAUGAGCUACUGAUAACUGCGGUUCAGGUCGCAGUAAAUACCUCAGCACCCCUUAACAGGACGUACAGUAGUUACAGGACUCGGAGAGAGACAGAACACGGAGAAUCAGUAACAGUUUCAGCAGAGGAGAAACUGUCUGAGAUAAUAGGACGCAGCCUCUUUAAGGCUCCAAGGAAAGUAGCAAAAGCAACAACGGGUCCACCAAAAGGAGACUCAACGGCUACAUUUUACAUUUUCUGAGUCCUGUAUAAGAAGCAACCAUGAAGCUGAAGUUUCCAAACCGAGGACUGGACGACCGGAUCCCGUCUCACGGGGACCUGGAGAGGAUGGAAAAGGAGGAGGCAGGGGACAGGCCCAAAUGGGACAACAAAGCCCAGUAUCUGCUCACCUGUGUGGGCUUCUGUGUGGGACUAGGCAACGUCUGGAGGUUCCCUUACCUGUGUCAGAGCCAUGGAGGAGGAGCGUUUAUGAUCCCGUUCCUCAUCCUGCUGGUCCUGGAGGGAAUCCCACUGCUGCAUCUGGAGUUUGCCAUCGGCCAACGACUGAGGAAAGGCAGCAUGGGGGUCUGGAGGUCAAUCAAUCCAUACCUGACUGGAGUUGGUAUUGCGUCCUUACUUGUCUCAUUUCUGGUGGGUAUGUACUAUAACACCAUCAUGGCCUGGAUCAUGUGGUAUCUCUUCAACUCCUUUCAAGAUCCUCUGCCUUGGAGCCAGUGUCCCCUCAACGCCAACAGGACAGGUCUGGUGGAGGAGUGUGCUCGGAGCAGCACUGUGGACUACUUCUGGUACAGAGAGACUCUGAACACUUCAACAGCUAUCGAUGAGUCUGGAGGUCUGCAGUGGUGGAUGGUGCUCGCCCUGGUUUCUGCCUGGACUCUGCUCUACGUCUGCACCAUUCGGGGCAUUGAGACCACAGGAAAGGCUGUGUACAUCACCUCCACUCUGCCAUACUUGGUCCUCACCAUCUUCCUCAUCAGAGGACUGACUCUGAAAGGAUCUAUAGAGGGGAUCAAGUUCCUCUUCACACCAGAUGUAAAUGAAUUAAUGAAUCCAUCGACCUGGUUGGAUGCAGGUGCUCAAGUUUUCUACUCCUUCUCUUUGGCCUUUGGAGGACUCAUCUCAUUCUCCAGUUACAACUCUAUUCACAACAACUGUGAGCAGGAUGCCGUCCUCAUCUCCAUCAUCAACGGCUGCACUUCAGUGUACUCCGCAACAGUUAUCUACUCCAUCAUCGGCUUCAGGGCCACGCAAAACUAUGAUGCCUGCACAGCAGACAACAUCCUCAAGCUGAUGAAUGCCUUCGAUUACCCUGAAAACAACAUCACAGAAAGCAACUACGAUGCGACCCUGGCCCACCUCAACCAGACCAACCCAGACAUCAUUCAAGGAUUAGAUUUAGACACCUGUAGCAUGCAGGCUUUCCUCAGUCAGGGUGUGGAGGGAACAGGUCUAGCCUUCAUCGUCUUCACAGAGGCCAUCAUCAAAAUGCCUAUUUCUCCUCUGUGGGCUGUCCUGUUCUUCGUUAUGCUCUUCUGCCUCGGCCUCUCAACUAUGUUUGGGAACAUCGAGGGAGUGGUGGUUCCUCUGCAGGACCUCAACUUACUGCCCAAAUCUUGGCCCAAAGAAGUGUUCUGCGGUCUGACUUGUUUAAUCUCAUUUGCAAUCGGGCUGAUCUUUGCCCAACGUUCUGGAAACUACUGGCUGGCUCUAUUUGACAACUUUGCAGGCUCUAUCCCCCUUCUGGUCAUCGGAUUAAGUGAAAUGAUAGCCAUUGUGUACAUCUAUGGCAUAGAUAGGUUUAACAAGGAUGUUGAGUUUAUGAUCGGACACAAGCCCAACAUCUUCUGGCAGGUGACAUGGAGGGUGGUCAGUCCACUCAUUAUGAUCGUCAUCUUAGUUUUCUACUUUAUAACCCAAGUCAGCAAGAGUCUCACCUACUUGGUGUGGGACCAGGAGGCGGAGAAGUUCCCCACCCUGGAGGCGCGUCCGUUCCCACCCUGGAUCAAUGUCAUCAUCUUCAUCCUGGCUGGAAUUCCCAGUUUAUCCAUCCCGUUGUUCGCCCUGUUCAAAUUCAUCCAGAGGAAAUGCUGCAAGCAGAAGGACUACAGUGACGGAACAGUGGACACUAUCUCUGCCAAAAUACAAAUGAACGACAAAAUGAAGUUGUAGAUAACUUUUACUUAUAUUUAACAAAAUAUUUUAUAAUAAAAUGAAUAUGGACUUGUUUUAUUGUUUAAUGUAUAUUACCCCUUUUUUCUUUCACAUGUCUUGUACAAUGACAGACGAGCAUACUAACUAGUUGCUAAGGACUUUUAUCGGUGGAAAAGUAUAAAGUAAAUUUGAAAUAUUUUCUGUAAAUUAAUGUAAAUUUGGAAAGAGAGAAAUUAUUGCUUGUUUCCCUAGUAUUGCGUGAUUCGUUUCUUGCUUUCUCAUGUUUCACACGUGUAUGACAUGUUGUACAUUAAAGGAAUAGUUGGACAUUUGGAAAAAUGCACUUUUUACUUGCUGAGUGUUUAAUCAGAAGAUCGAUACCAGUCUUAUGUUUGUGCAUUAAAUGUGAAGCUAGCCAGCAGCCAGAUAGCUUAGCUUAGCAUAACAGUUAGCCUGGCUAUGUUGAAAGGUAACCAAAUACCUACUAGCAACUCUAAAACUUACCAAUGAACAUGCAUCUUAUUUGUUUAAUUUAUAAAAUUUGUGGUUGAGUCAGGCUAGCUGUUUCCAUUUUCUAUAAGACCAAGCUAAUAUACCAAGCUAAGCUAACUAGACGUUAGGUGUAGCUAUUUAUUAAGGAUUCAUUUAACUCGGUUUCCAAAAAUGUCUAACUAAUCAUUUACGGCAGUAUUGCAAGUUUACUACAUGCAUUUGUAUGGUAUAGUUAAAUAAUGUUUUAUUUGAAUAUUUUGUAAAUAAUGUCCAAUUGAGGAGCUAAUUGGUGUUCAAACCUGUGAAAUAGCCAACUGUAAGCAUUUAUUCUUGUGUGUUGUUUAUAUCACUGCACUAACACUGCCAUUAACCAUCAGCUUAUGAUCUGGUAAUAACCUGUCAUGAUAUUUUAUUUAAAGGGACAUUUUGUCUCUGAACCAAAAGUACAUCAAAAUAAACGAACAAUUCUUUCUAAGCAA